This is a messenger RNA of Solanum verrucosum, 795 nucleotides long. Its product is annotated as two-component response regulator ARR2-like. Gene Ontology annotation, cellular component: nucleus. Bases 1 to 795 code for a protein of 264 amino acids. The transcript has 3 exons. NCBI's taxonomy places the organism in Eukaryota, Viridiplantae, Streptophyta, Magnoliopsida, Solanales, Solanaceae. Gene Ontology annotation, biological process: regulation of DNA-templated transcription. The record is from RefSeq and is a predicted model, not a curated record. Gene Ontology annotation, molecular function: DNA binding; DNA-binding transcription factor activity.
AUGCCUAUUAAUACUAAGGAACAAAGAAAAGAUACUAAUGAGGUUGAAACAAAUGUCAUAUCAAAUGGAGAAUAUAGUCUCGGGAGGAAAAGAGGAAGACAAAACACAAAAGAGAUUAAUGAAGGAGAAAGAAAGAUAAAUGCUAGUAAUGUAACAGUUACGCGAAAGGACUGCAUAGAAUGGACAAUAAAUCUUCAUGGUAAAUUUGUGGAAGCUACACAACAACUUGGUGAAAAAAGUUGUUUGCCGGAAAAUAUUGUUAAGGAGAUGAAUGUGUCCGGUCUUACCAAGAAUCAAGUUUCAAGCCAUCUUCAGCAACAACAACAGUUGUGCCGCCCACAACUUCAGGCUCAACCCCACUACCUUAACCCUUUUUUGUCUUCACAAAAUAAUGUUGAUGGUCGGAUACAAAAUAAUGGACCAUUAUUUGGUUCACAAGGACCAAUUAUUAGGAGCACCAAUUAUAAGCCUUGUUUGGAGUAUAAUAGUUGUGAUCAUCACAAUUACAACAUGGAUGUCAAUGCGGCCCAUGUACCAACAUAUUCAAGUAGUCCAAUGGCGUUCAAUACAAAUAUUGGAGAUGCGACAGUUAAUAGAUUGGGAACAAUAAAUACUAAUUUUCCACAAGAUGUUCGUGAACAAAACAUGUCUAGUCCAAGCAACAUUGUCACGGCAUCAAAUGCAGUUGAUAUUGAAGGAAAUGACUCAAAUGAGAAGGAAGAUUGUGAUUUGUAUUUCAAUUACAAUGAUUAUCUCAAGUGUUUCAACAACGAAGAAGAUAAAGAGGACAAAUGA